AUGUCUUGUCGCACCUGCAGGAGACGUCAUCACACUCUUUUACAUCAACCUAAGUACUCCGACUCGCCGGCAUUAUCUGCUGAAGUUGUUCAACCGACGAAGUCAACCCAUUCUGAUGUGGAAGAAAAGCAAGUGCACACAAUGACCUCCUCAUUUCAAAGUGAAUCAAAGAUUGCUCUAUUAGCUACAGCAGUAGUUAUUGUAAGAAGUGCAGAUGGCCACACUACAUUAUUCGAUUCAGGAUCUCAAGCAUGCUUUAUAAGCGAAAAGGCGACUCAAAUACUUAAACUGGACCGAAGACCAGUGAAUCUUGUUGUCUCUGGAAUGGAAUCAAUGAAGGUGCAUGUAAAACAAGAGGUCAACAUACAAGUUUUAUCACGAUGGGAAUCCAAUUUCUGUCUUCCAAUACAAGCCUACGUGAUGUCCAAACGAUUGACCUCGAACUUACCUUCCAAAAUUAAGAUGGAUAGUAACUGGCAACACCUAAAGGACCUUAACCUCGCCGACCCAAAUUUCUACAAAACUGGCAAUAUAGAUCUACUAUUGGGCGUGGAUGAAUAUACAGUCAUAUUGCAACAAGGACUUAUCAAAGGUCCACCAGGAACACCAUGCGCACAAAAAACUCAUCUUGGA
Molecule: messenger RNA, 633 nt
Organism: Iphiclides podalirius (scarce swallowtail)
Lineage: Eukaryota; Metazoa; Arthropoda; Insecta; Lepidoptera; Papilionidae
Source: the annotation of a GenBank genome assembly